This is a messenger RNA of Iphiclides podalirius (scarce swallowtail), 345 nucleotides long. Lineage: Eukaryota; Metazoa; Arthropoda; Insecta; Lepidoptera; Papilionidae. The record is from the annotation of a GenBank genome assembly.
AUGGCUCAAACCGAGGCCGAAGCUGAAAUAGAGAAGAUGAAAGUUUUGGCAGAGCGAAUAAAAGCACCCUCGAUUUGGUGCCGCUUACCAAAUGGCAUAAGAUUUGAAGAUCUUCAAGAUAAUAGGUAUGAUGAGGCUACACAGUUAUUGGAAGAACAUUAUGUUAUGGAAGAGGUAACAUAUAGAUCAUUGAACAUUAUUCAAGAUAAAGAAGGCACCGAAGAAUUCCUUAAUAACGCACGUAUUUGGAUGAAAGACAAAAUGUCCAUAGCAGCUGUGAACGAAGAAACGGAGGAGCUCGCCGGAAUUCUAAUUAUGAGGAUACAGGAAAAGAGUAAGAACUGU